Molecule: messenger RNA, 698 nt
Organism: Aspergillus ibericus CBS 121593
Lineage: Eukaryota; Fungi; Ascomycota; Eurotiomycetes; Eurotiales; Aspergillaceae
Product: SDR family NAD(P)-dependent oxidoreductase
Exons: 2
Molecular function (GO): oxidoreductase activity, acting on the CH-OH group of donors, NAD or NADP as acceptor
Source: RefSeq, a predicted model, not a curated record
AUGUCGCGUCCCCUUGAAGGCAAACUCGCCAUCAUCACUGGUGGCUCCCGCGGAAUCGGCGAAGCCAUCGCCCACAACCUCGCCAGCAAAGGCUGCUCCCUCCUCCUAAACUACACCUCCCCCAGCUCCUCCACCCGCAUCACCACCCUCUGCGAAACCCUCUCCACCACGCACUCCAUAACCUGCAUCCCCAUCCAAGCCGACCUCUCCACCCCCGAACCCGCCAUCAGCACCAUCCUCGCCGCCGCAAAAACCCACUUCACCUCCCCCACCACGGGCACCCUCACCAUCGACAUCCUCAUCAACAACGCUGGCGUCAGCAAAGACCGCUUCCUCAACGACCCCUCCCCCAACAAAGGCCCCAUCGACACCCCCUACUUCACCUGGCACUACACCAUCAACGUCCUCGCCCCGCUCCUCCUCACCCAAGCAAUCGCCCCCUACCUCCCCACCUCCCCCCCGCACGCCGGCCGCAUCGUCAACAUCUCGAGCAUUUCCUCCUCGCUUGGAUUCACCGGCCAGUCCGUGUACGGGGGGACCAAGGCCGCCUUGGAAGCCAUGACGCGGACGUGGGCGCGGGAGUUGGCCGACGUGGCGACAGUCAAUGCGGUGAAUCCGGGGCCGGUGGUGGGGGAUAUGUAUUUUGCGACGGGGGAGGAGUUUUGGAAGCAGAUGCAGGGGUUUCAGGAUAAUACGCC